Anisakis simplex (herring worm) is the source of this 477-nucleotide messenger RNA. NCBI's taxonomy places the organism in Eukaryota, Metazoa, Nematoda, Chromadorea, Rhabditida, Anisakidae. The record is from the annotation of a GenBank genome assembly.
AUGAUGAUGUAUCCGAAUCAACGAUGGCCUUCCACUCAAUUUUUAUUCUAUCCACCAAACAUUCAAACCCCAUUCAUCGCCAUCCCACCCACAAUGGUUCCAGCCAUAAUCAGCUCCAACCGACGUUCUGUUCUCGACCGUAAAAUGCGCCGUAAAGCUGAGACCCACAAAACGAUUCCGUGCCGUGCGUGGGCCGAUACGGGACGCUGUAACUAUGGAAACAGAUGCAAAUUUGCUCAUGGCGAAAAGGAUCUCAGGAAGCCGCCACCAGAGCCUGUUAAAGUGUUCAACAACCCACGUUACCGAACAGCACCAUGUCUGAAAUAUCGUAUACUGGGUGAAUGCCCGUAUGGUGAUCACUGUUCAUAUCUUCAUACGCCAGCACCACAGAUCGACAUUGAACAAUGUCUUGAACAGCUAUCACCACCCGUCUCACCAACGCCAAGCUUCGAUACCGAGUAUUUCUUUAUGUUGUAA